AUGGCCGAUUACACUGCUCCCGGAGCCCCCGGCACCAACAACGCCGCUCCUACCAUGAACGGCAACUCUGAGGCCAACUUCCAGGCCCCCGCCGCCCUUGUUCAGCCCGGCACCAACGAGGCCAGCAAGACCCUGUGGAUGGGCGAAAUGGAAGGCUGGAUGGACGAGAACUUUAUUAAGAACGUUUUCACCACUGUCCUCGGCGAGACAGUUCAGGUCAAGGUCAUCCGCGAUCGCAACUCUGGCAACGCCGGCUACUGCUUCAUUGAGUUUGCCACCCCUGAGGCCGCUCAGAAGGCCCUUAACCUGAACGGCACCCCGGUUCCCAACAGCAACCGUGCCUUCAAGCUGAACUGGGCUUCCGGCGGUGGUCUGAUUGACCGUCGCGAUGAUCGUGGCCCCGAGUAUAGCAUCUUCGUCGGCGAUCUGGGUCCCGAGGUCAAUGAGUUUGUCCUCGUCUCGCUUUUCCAGUCUCGCUUCCCGUCCUGCAAGUCAGCUAAGAUCAUGACCGAUGCCAUGACCGGCCAAUCCCGCGGCUACGGAUUUGUUCGCUUUUCAGACGAAGGAGAUCAGCAGAGGGCGCUCGUCGAGAUGCAAGGCGUUUAUUGUGGCAAUCGUCCGAUGAGAAUUAGCACCGCGACUCCGAAGACUAGAACUCAUCAGUACGGCGCUCAUGCACCCCAUGCCGCCAACCCCAUGAUGGCCCCUGUCCCCGCUCACGCGACCAACCUUCAGUGGGGAGUUCCCCCCCAGCCGUACUAUUCCGGUUUCAACCCGAUGCAGCCCAUGAACCAGUUUACCGACCCCAACAACACGACUGUCUUCGUCGGCGGUCUCUCUGGCUACGUCACUGAGGAUGAGCUCCGCUCCUUCUUCCAAGGUUUCGGUGAAAUCACCUACGUUAAGAUCCCUCCCGGCAAGGGAUGCGGUUUUGUUCAGUUUGUCCACCGCCACGCGGCCGAAAUGGCCAUCAACCAGAUGCAGGGUUACCCGAUCGGCAACUCUCGCGUCCGUCUCUCCUGGGGUCGCUCCCAGAACAACUCCGGCGUCGGUACUCCCUACCGCCCCGCCCCCCCUCCGCCUCACUACAUGGGCCCUCCUCCUCCGCCCGGCCCUGCUGGUCCUUAUGGCGCUCCUCACUUCGGCGGCAACGGCGGACCGCCCCCGGCUUUGGUAGGCCAGACCCUUUUUAAUCAGUAUACCCCGGCCCCCUCCCCGGCUCAACUUGCCGGCUCCCCGAAAAUCCCGCCCACUCCUGUUUUGGCUUAUGCCACUCUUUACACGGCCCCAGUGACCCCCCCGCCGGCCACAUUGGAGGCGUCCAAACCUGGACGUCGCCGCCAGCCCACUAGCAGAGUUGCUAGUGGCAGCAACGGCCGUGUUCUCAACGGCCGAAUCACCAAGCCUAAGACUGAACCCAGUGGUUCACAUGGCCAAGUUGGCCGCUUCUUCCGCCGUGGCGGAAUGAAAUGA
Molecule: messenger RNA, 1473 nt
Organism: Neurospora hispaniola
Lineage: Eukaryota; Fungi; Ascomycota; Sordariomycetes; Sordariales; Sordariaceae
Exons: 5
Coding region: 1-1473 (490 amino acids)
Biological process (GO): mRNA splice site recognition
Cellular component (GO): cytosol
Molecular function (GO): mRNA binding
Source: RefSeq, a predicted model, not a curated record